Molecule: messenger RNA, 1433 nt
Organism: Castor canadensis (American beaver)
Lineage: Eukaryota; Metazoa; Chordata; Mammalia; Rodentia; Castoridae
Source: RefSeq, a predicted model, not a curated record
GUUCGCACUGCGUCCGCUGCUCGUCGCACCCGCUGCUCCCGCCGCCGCCAUGUCGACCGCCAUGAACUUCGGGACCAAGAGCUUCCAGCCGCGGCCCCCGGACAAAGGCAGCUUCCCGCUGGACCACUUCGGUGAAUGUAAAAGCUUUAAGGAGAAGUUCGUGAAGUGUCUCCGUGACAAUAAUUUUGAAAAUGCUUUGUGCAGAAAUGAGUCAAAAGAGUAUUUGGAGUGCAGGAUGGAGAGGCAGCUCAUGGCACAGGAGCCACUGGAAAAGCUGGGGUUUAGAGAUUUGAUGGCUGGAAAGUCGGAGUCAAAGAGUCAGUCUUGAGAAGAGGACGUCGAGGGCUGCAUCCAUCCUGGACUGCCGAUGCCAGGGUGGCGCCUGCCUGCGGAUCCCCUUGGCGGGACUCGCUCUUCUCCAGAUGCUCCAAGCCUUCUUCAGACGCUAUCCUUUCAGACCCCAUUCUCCCUCGGGGUGGCUGUUCCUCACACCGUGUGUCACAGGGUCCCGGGGCCAGGCCAGGAGGCAGAACGCCAGAGUGAGUCCUGAGUGUGCCACCGCUCGGCACACGCGCUCCUGCUGUAGGACGCGGUGUUCCCCACACACAGGGGCCAUCGGGGCAGCUGCUCCCAGGCAGUGCCCCUCCGCACAGGUGCCUGCCGGCCCUCCCCACCCACGGUUUUCACUUCUUUUGGGACAGGGUCUCACUGUGGAGCCCAGGCUGGCCUUGAACUCGCGAUCCUCUGCCUCGGCCUCCUGAGCGCAGGGGUGACAGGUGUGGCCUCCGCCCCCCCCAUCUCCCUUUUUCCUUAAAUGAAGCUGGAGUGCGAUACGGGAAGUGGGAUUCUUUCUCUGUUGGCGGCGAGCGCCUGCAGCUGACUGGGACCGGGCUGCGUUUGUAGGUGCUCAGUUUCCGUGCUUCCUCUGCAUGCCUUGCACAACUUUUGGAAGCGUCAAACCACCUUGAAAUAAAACGUGGUAAAGUGGUUGCUUCUCCUCUGGCGAUGGCGCGGGCGAGGGUCCCAGUGGACCCCAGGAAGGGAGUGCGGCCCGCGGCUCCCCAUGGGGGACGUGGGAACCCGUGGCCUGUCCUCCUGCCAAAGCUUCCCGGGUGAUUUUUGUCGUCCUCCAUCAGUCAUAAGGACACACUUCACCAGGGUUGGCCGUGCAGGUCUGUAAUCCCAGCACUUGGGAGGCUGAGUCAGGAUCAUGAGUUCGAGGCCAGCCUGGUCUACAUAGCGAGACCUUGUCAACAAAGCAGUAAAUAAACGCCACCCGGCACAUCUCCCAGCUGUUCUGUGUUGCGUGAAUCUGGAGGGUGGGAGGCGUCCGUGGUCACAGCCCAGGGCCUGUGGUCCCCUUCCCAGAAAGGCAGUGACUGACCUGGAGGCCGGCAGAGCCCGUCCAGCCCCAGGACGGAAGCUGGACCUGC